UCCAGACCUCCAGGUUUAAAACAACAAAUGAUCCGAUACUGUAAAGUGUCUUUUUUUCCUGGUAUCUGCGGUGAAUCUGGCGCCUCCAUGUGACGCAGCAGGAAUGUGGACGGUUCGGUCGUUCUCUUAAGGAAACGAUCACGGAUGCUGAGACGCAUUUCUCAGGAAUCCUUCAGCUGAGCAGACCUCAGCGAUCCUCGGAGACCAGCUGAGCAGACAUGAGGGACCGACUGCAGCACCUCCAGCAGGCGCAGCCCGACCCGGACGGCCUCAGCGCCGUGGACCUGUCCGAGCACGAGGCCGCCGCUGACCCGGACCUGGACAGCAUUCUGCAGGAGGCCCAGCGGGUUCGCCUGGAGAUCCAGCAGAUCCAGAACGACGUCAAAGACCUGAAGGAGGCCAACUACCACAUGCUGAACAAGAUCUCCGACCCCGGGGACCUGAAGCGGGACUCCAACGCCAUCGGGGGGGACAUCAAGCUCAGAGCGGAGGAGGUGCUGCGGCAGCUCCGCCUGAUGAACCGGCGGCGGGAGGAGCUGGAGGCCCGACUGGGCUGCUCCGACCCCACCGCCCGGAUCGCCCGGACUCAGUACCAGUGCCUGAGCAGCGCCCUGCGCGAGGUCAUGUCCAGCUACAACGACACCGAGACCAAUCACCGGGACGCCUGCAGGCGCCACAUCCACCGGCAGAUGCAGGUGGCGGGCAUGGAGGUGUGCCAGGAGGAGCUGGAGGAGGCGAUGGAGGGGGGGGACGUCCAGGUGUUCAGCCCCCACCUGCAGGGAAAGACCGCAAGCGCCGCCCUGCAGCAGAUCCAGAGCCGGAACCAGGAGCUGCUGGAGCUGGAGAGGAGGAUCCAGGCCGUCCAGGAGGUGUUCCUGGACGUGGCCAUGCUGGUGGAGGAGCAGGGAGCGGCGGCGGAGAACAUCGAGAAAAACCUGCAGACCUCCGGGGUCCUCAUUGAGGGGGGGCUGAUGCAGCUGGAGAGGGCCACCGCCUCGGACAAGAACAACCCCUUCAAGAAGAUGUUCUGCGGAUGUUUCCCCUGUUACCACCAGUGACCGGUUCUGGACAAACUGCCAACCAGCAAAGCCAAGCGGACCCGUGUGGUUCCCAAGGGGACAGAGAACGUGUCUAACAUCAAACUGAGUCCCUCGGAUCCAGAAAUGUUCCUGUUGUGUUCCUCUAAACUUGGAUUCCAUCAGGAGGAUCAGUGGAACAACCAUUGUUGGUUUCCUCACUCAUCUGAAGACCCACUCUAGUGAAAAUGCUGUUUUUGGUGUUUUUAACAACUUCCUGUGACAUUUUUCUGAAGAUGUUGGACAUUAAUGAAGAACAUUAAAAUGUCAU
Molecule: messenger RNA, 1347 nt
Organism: Oryzias melastigma (Indian medaka)
Lineage: Eukaryota; Metazoa; Chordata; Actinopteri; Beloniformes; Adrianichthyidae
Product: syntaxin-1B
Exons: 2
Coding region: 219-1058 (279 amino acids)
Biological process (GO): exocytosis; intracellular protein transport; synaptic vesicle fusion to presynaptic active zone membrane
Cellular component (GO): synaptic vesicle; plasma membrane; endomembrane system
Molecular function (GO): SNARE binding; SNAP receptor activity
Source: RefSeq, a predicted model, not a curated record